AUCUACCCCUGGCCCGUGAACAUGCUGCACUACCUCGUCCUCCGCCCCAACACGCGGUACACGCCCACGCGCCCCGUCGGCGCCGCGAACCUCCCCUACACGCUCCCGCCGCGCGCCGUGCAGACGCUCGGCAGCCCCGUGCGUCUCUUCGCGCAGAGCGCGGUCGCGCUCGGCCCGUGGGGCACCGCGAUGUGGUUCGACAGCCACGCGGACGAGUGGGCGGGGCCGAGCGACGCGGGGCAGCGGCUCGCGGGCGAGGCGCUCGAUGCGCGGGCGGCGAUCAGGGCGGGUGCGGGCGCGGGCGCGGGCGAGCCGUGGGGCGUGACGACGUCGUCUGCGGCGUCUGCAGCGAGCAUGGUGUUUGCGUCGAGGAACGAUGACGGCUGGACGCGCAUCGCGAUGGACGAGGAGGCGGGGCGUGUCGCGCUCGGUUGUGCGGAUGGCAAUAUCGUGCUGUACGACUAUGCA
Molecule: messenger RNA, 468 nt
Organism: Coniophora puteana RWD-64-598 SS2
Lineage: Eukaryota; Fungi; Basidiomycota; Agaricomycetes; Boletales; Coniophoraceae
Exons: 2
Source: RefSeq, a predicted model, not a curated record